Geodia barretti is the source of this 708-nucleotide messenger RNA. The record is from the annotation of a GenBank genome assembly. NCBI's taxonomy places the organism in Eukaryota, Metazoa, Porifera, Demospongiae, Tetractinellida, Geodiidae.
AUGGGGACUAGGCAGAAAUCCAGGGCGUCGUUGUCAGCGGCAGAUGGAUCAGAGCGUCGUCGUGGCGGUGGAGCGCCGGGUGCGCCACGGCUGUACGGCAAGAUUCAGCGUCGCACAUCGAAGUUCAUGGCGCACGAUCCGGGCAACGAAGCGAAAGAGGGCGACGUGGUUGCCAUCGUCGAGACCCGGCCUCUCAGUCGCCGCAAGCGCUGGGCGGUGGUGCGGAUAGUCGAACGGACGGGACCUCUAGUAUUCUGCUCGGUAUUCCCAUCGUGGCGGAAGCGGACCGCGGGACCUUCCGGCGGGAGUCCCGCUGCCCCGGCAAGCGAGCACAGAAUCAUGAUCCAGAUGCAAUCGAUCCUCGAGGUCGCGGACAACUCCGGGGCCCGGAAGAUCGCGGUCAUCAACCCGAUAGGCGGGUCGACCGGACGUUUCGCGAAGCUGGGUGACCUCGUUACGGCAUCGGUGAAGGAAGCGGCCCCGCGCUCGGCGGUGAAGAAGGGGCAGGUCGUUCGCGCCGUCAUCGUGCGCACGGCGAAAGAGCACCGUCGGCGGGAUGGCAGCUACAUUCGUUUCGACCGAAACGCGGCGGUCCUGGUCACCGAGCAGGGCGAACCGAUCGGGACGCGGGUCUUCGGCCCUGUGGCGCGGGAGUUGCGGGAACGCAAGUUCAUGAAGAUCGUCUCUCUGGCGCCGGAGGUUCUCUGA